AUCAGUGUCGCAAUUAAUUGUUAGUUAUAACAUUCAUUUGCGCUUUGAAUAGAGAAAGAAGAUAUGUUAACUUGAGUUUACAAGUUGAGCUAAUAUGCUUUUCUACUGCGUUUACAUGAUCUUAUUCUUAGUGGAGGUCAGUGCAACACCUAUCAAGCACACCUCAGACUUUAAAUUUGCAAAUUGCACGGAAGAUGAGUCAAACAAGAUCGUUUGUGACCCAGCAGACCUGAAAGAAGCAGAUAAUGAAGAGUUUAUCAGUGAGUGGCCAUCUGGACCAUAUGUACUUCCAAUGUCAAUCCAUGGAUGUCCGGAGUCAUGGAAACAAGGUUGGGAAGAAGGUGUUUUGUCAAUAACAUGGGCGUCACAACUCAAAGUAUUUACCCAAAACUCCUCGUCAUCUGCCAAUGAUUAUACAAAUGGAAGCAAAGCCAUAUUCCAUGAUGUUACAAUAACUAAAUGGCCAGAGUUCCAAACCUACGUAUUUGGUCCGUUUGAUGAUAAGACAUUCAAACUAAAGUUUUGCUUUAAACGUGCAAGCGCUCGUUUGAAUGAUACAAUUAUAGAAUGGCCUGAGAAGGAAUUUAGCAUAUAUGGUACAAAUGAAACUUGUCCCAAGGGUUUCAUCCGGAAGAAUCUCAAUAUAACUCUUCCUGCAAUAUCGUACUGGUAUACAGAUGGAUACACACCCGACAUUCAAAUAGAGCAAGAUACAAAAUCCGCAAAUUUGAACAUACUUCUAUGUUCGAGGAUGAAGUAUCAUGCGGUUGUGAAUGAUGGGGACUUGAAAGAAAUAAAUGCCUCUAACAGUUAUUUCAUAUUAAUGAAGGAGAAUGAUUCUGAUUGUCCACAUUUUAUUGAUACAACUGUUCAGAAGGAAAGUAUUUUCUUUGGAGAUCGUGUUCAGAAAAACUCGUCCAGCACCGUCUUAUUUGAAACCUUCUGCUAUUAUCGACCAUUAAUUAGAAAAGAUGUUAUGGACAACAUAUUUGAGUCAAAUAACAUAGAAGGUUACCUGACGCCAUAUGCUACUGUUAUAGACGGAUCUUUUACAGAAACUGCGCAUUUUAAUGAUCCGAAUAUUAAUGUUGAUGAGCAGCUUAAACAAAUUCACGAAGGCCCAACAACUAUUCCUUGGAAACUUAUAGACCUCGGAAGCUCAAUGCACCUGGCUUUAAUAGAGAUUACACUAUCUGGUGAAGAAAUGGUGGAUGGUAGAGAUGUAGCUUGUUUUAUAAGCGAAACUAGAUGGAGUUUCCUUCAUUUUGAUGCAACACAUUGCAUUGUUAGUGUUAAGCAAAUCCUACAAACUUUGAAGUUGCUUCCUAUAAGAUUAAUGCACGGACGAUUCGUCGCAUUGGUCGAUGGUUCAAGUAAUAAAUCAUUGUUGGAUACCAUUAAUAACAUACACGUUUACACUUACAAUACCAGACAAGAUACGUCGGGGAGAUGUAACACCGAUCUUGGAAUGACCGAUGGCAGCAUUUUAGAUUUCCAGUUAUCUGCCAGCACAUUCCAUGAAUGGUUUCCUAUUGCAAAUGCCAGACCGUUCUCAUCUGGAUGGUGUGCAUCGUCAACUGAUAACGAUCCAUUUAUAAUGGUUGAUUUACUAGCUACCACACGUGUCGAAGGCAUUUCAAUUUGGAACCUGAAGGUGGGAAUAGGAACUAAUGUGCAUCUGAUUGGCAGCAAGCGAGUUCAAAUUCUGUUUGGGGAAAACGUGAGUGAUCUGCAAGAAUAUAUGACAAAGGAAUUUCAGUUGGAUACCCUAUCACCGGAAUCACAGAUCAUGUUUAUCAAACCAUUUGAAGCUAGAUUUGUAAAGAUCAGAGUACUUGGUGGAAUGACAAAUGGGCUGAUAUGCCUUAGAUUUGAACUCCAUGGAUGCAAAUUUGCAGGUAUUCCAUCGCUGAAGUGCAAUGCGAGUAGUGAAAUGUUUGAUAAUAUGGAUGUCCUUCGGUUGCCAGACACAGAUUCUUCACACAUACGGAACAUAACUUCUUUUGAUGCAUGCAAACAAAAAUGUCAACAAGCACAAAACUGCAGUACCGCCGUGAUUACUGACAACUUCGUUUGUUCAAUGUAUCAUUAUGACAAUAUGGAAAGAUGGAGUGUUCACCACAAUAAAGAAACCGGCUUCCAAUCAUCGACAAAACUUUGCUGGAACAAUUAUCUUGCUGUUGGAAAAUCGAGAUUAAAAACAACGCCUUCAAGAACUACAUUGUUCAGUCAUAUUGCAGAAGUUUUUGAAGAAUCAGUAAUAACUAGCAUAGGAUAUCCAUGGUCAUAUGUUGGGGAUCAGAGUUACAAAUGGAUUGUAGAAUUCGAUGACGAUAAUUAUGUGAAGCUAAUAUUCACAAAUAUUUCGUUUCAUAAAUAUGCAAAGAAUAAUUCGAGUUGUACAGAUUCACUACUGGUAUCAAACUUUCUGACCGGGAAUGCAGGGACUGCUAGACGUAUCACUAACAAGUUGAAUGGCCAUGUAUUCAUCAUUGAAACAAGCGAAACAACAGUUAUUCUGACUUUUACCUCAUGUUUUCCAUCGGCAGAUAUAACCGAAUUGGGCAAUGGAUUUCGAGCAAUUGCCACUAAACAAAAGAUUCCGGCAUGUUUUUCCUUACACUCUGAUCAAAGUUGGGAAGAUGGUCGAUCGGAAAUUUGCAGUAAAGAAGAAAUGAUUAUUAUGCCUAUGUCAUAUGUUGGCCUUCCUUUUGAGAAGACAAAGGAAACUUGGAAUUUGUUUUUUCCAAGACAUCGUAUCGAGUUACUUGUGACAGAAUUUCAGGUGCCAUGUCAGGGUGCUGAAGGUGGCUCUAAGUUCUAUGUCGUCGAUUUCAACAUGACUUUUGAAUACUGCAAUCUUAAUAUGCCACCGGAAAAGAUCCAUCUAUCAUCGGAUAAUGCAACAAUACAUUUCCUAAAGGACAAAAAGCAGGAAAGAGUUUAUUCCGAAGGAUUUGUGAUCAGAUACGCCCUAACUUAUGACAGACCCAACGUUUCGUUCACUUUCAAUGGCAUUCGAUCCAACGUAUCAAACAUUGCUUUGGGCAAGCCAACAAUUGGAUCAAGUCAAUAUGAAACACACCGUACAGAUUAUGCUCCAGCCGGUGUAACUGACGGGAUAAUACAUGCAGAUCUAACAUAUGGUAGCUGCUUUCAUUCGUUACGGGAAUUAAACCCAUGGGUUUUAAUCGACCUUGAAGGAAACUACGUUCUUUACUGGGUAGAAAUAUACACGAGAAUGGAUUGUUGUGAUCAUCGCCAUGAAAACGCUGAAGUUUCUGCUGGCCUGGACCUAAAACACAUGCAUGUCACUAGUGUAUGCGGACGCUAUGGACCAAAUCAAGGUGUUAUAAUGAGUGGAGUGAGAGCUCGAUAUGUUAAGUUAGUACAUGUGUUUAAAAAGGAGUCCAUGAAUAUAUGUGAGAUAAAAGUUUUUGGAAUUUUAGAGACAGAGGUUGAUGUAUCAAAGCAUGUUUUUCAAAGGCCGGCGCAAGUUGAUGGUCAAUGGGGAAACUGGAUGGCAUGGUCAGCAAUGUGUUUUUGUAAUGGAACACAGCCCAGAAAGCGGUUAUGUAACAAUCCUUCUCCUCAGUUUUCUGGGAGGUCUUGCAAAGGACCAGAUACCAUGUACAGAAAUUGUGAUCCAUUAGAAAAUUGUAUAAUCAGAAACGUGGCUUUAAAUAAAACAGCCACUCAGUCGUCAUUGUAUCAGUCUAGAACAGCAGAUUUGGGAAUCGAUGGUAAUUUGAGUCAGGGUCCGACUUCAUGUUUCCACACAGAGAAAGACUAUCAGCCAUGGUGGCUAGUUGACCUUCAUGAAGUUUACAUGUUACAUCAUAUUGAGAUUCAUGACUUUAUCACUUAUGCAAGAGGAACACAGAGUAUUGAAGUAACAACGGGAAUUACAAAGUGUAACAUGAGUAGUUUAUAUUUCAAAUGUGGAGAACCAAUGAUUCAAACCAGCAAAACGAUUGAAGCAAUAGGGAGUAUUGCUCGAUAUGUAAAAGUACAGCUUAUGGGGGUCGUAGAAUUCUUGCAUCUUUGUGAAGUUGAAAUAUUUGGACAACAAAUUUUAGAUCAAUCAAAAUUUGACGAAACUUGUGAAGAUGACCUAAUAAGUGCGGAUGGAAGAUGGUCUUCCUGGUCACCAUGGAGCACAUGUUCUGAAAGUUGCGGAACCGGAAAAUCAAACAAGAAACGCGCACUUUGUUCUGAACUAAGCCCCUUUAAAAUGGUGAAAGUUUUGUGUUCAAAGGCCAAAAGAUAA
Molecule: messenger RNA, 4270 nt
Organism: Ruditapes philippinarum (Manila clam)
Lineage: Eukaryota; Metazoa; Mollusca; Bivalvia; Venerida; Veneridae
Exons: 27
Coding region: 95-4270 (1391 amino acids)
Source: RefSeq, a predicted model, not a curated record